AUGUCCCAAAUCAUCUUUGGGACCGUGGAGGAGGUAAAGCUGAUGUCGGCUGUGGACAAAACAGAGAGGAAGAAGUACAUGGGCGUGUGCAGGCGGGGGUCAGAGCUGAUGGCCAGCACGAUGAGCAGAUUCUCCGUGAUUGUGACCAGGUGUCUCUGCGCUGUGGACCCACACAAUGUCACAGGGGCCGUGGAGUUCCUCCUCCUGGGGCUCUCAGAUGACCCUCGAGUCCAGCUGGUCCUCUUCGGCCUCUUCCUGUCCAUGUAUCUGGUCACCGUCAUGGGGAACCUGCUCAUCGUGCUGGCCAUCAGCUCUGACCCCCGCCUGCAUACGCCCAUGUACUUCUUCCUUUCUGUUUUGUCCACAGCCGACAUCGGCUUUACCUCCUCCACAAUCCCAAAGGUGAUUUGGGACAUUCACACUCAGAGCAGAAAUAUCUCUCAUGCCGGCUGCCUGGUGCAGCUGUCCCUUUUUAUCCUUUUUGGGUGUUUGGACAGUGUCAUUCUAGGGGUGAUGGCCUAUGAUCGCUUCAUGGCCAUCUGCCACCCCCUGCACUACCCUGUCAUCAUGAACCCCCGUCUCUGUGGCUGGCUGAUUCUGGGGUCUGUCUGCAUCAGUCUGUUGGACUCGCAGCUGCAUUGCUUGAUGAUAUCACAGCUCAUCUUUUGCACCCAGGCGGCAAUCCCUCACUUCUUCUGUGACCCCCCACAAAUUCUCAAGCUGGCCUGUGGGGACAUCUUUACUGAUAACCUGGUUAUGUAUUUUCUUGGUGCUAUUCUGGGAGGUGUUCCAGUCUCAGGAAUUUUUUAUUCUUACACGAGAAUUGUGUGCUCUGUUUUGAGAAUCUCAUCCACAGGUGGGCGGUCCAAAGCCUUCUCCACCUGUGGCUCUCACCUGUCUGUGGUUUGCUUGUUUUAUGGGACAGGCAUGGGGGUGUACCUCAGCUCAGCUGUUUCCCAGUCCCCCCGGAAAGGGGCAGUGGCCUCAGUGAUGUACACCAUGGUUGUCCCCAUGCUCAACCCCUUUAUCUACAGCCUGAGAAACCAGGACAUCAAGAGGGCCUUCCAGAAGCUUCUCAGAAGGACAGUUUAG
Sorex fumeus (smoky shrew) is the source of this 1092-nucleotide messenger RNA. Its product is annotated as olfactory receptor 18-like. The transcript is spliced from 2 exons. The record is from RefSeq and is a predicted model, not a curated record. Gene Ontology annotation, cellular component: membrane. Bases 1 to 1092 code for a protein of 363 amino acids. Gene Ontology annotation, biological process: G protein-coupled receptor signaling pathway. Gene Ontology annotation, molecular function: G protein-coupled receptor activity; olfactory receptor activity. NCBI's taxonomy places the organism in Eukaryota, Metazoa, Chordata, Mammalia, Eulipotyphla, Soricidae.